CCCCGUUAUCGGCUGAUGGAGGUUACGUCUGCGAAGGAUUAAGUGUAUGUGUUUGUUUACCUUUCAGUUUCCGGCUAUCGUCUGCUAAGUCAAGGAGGAAGGGUGAUCAAGCAAAAAUUGCGUUUUUACUUUGCCAGCCAGGUAGCUGACCAUAAAAUCAGAAUGUCGGCUGACCGUGUGGUACUAGAGAGGAGCACAGAUACAAGCUUGACAGUUCAUUUGUUUGGUGCGACUGUGGUUUCAUGGAAAUGUAACGGAUCUGAAAUUUUAUUUGUUAGCAAGAACUCUUUAUUCAACAACAAGAAAGCCAUCCGAGGAGGCAUACCUGUGUGUUUCCCUCAAUUUGGACCAUGGGACCUUGGACCUCAACACGGCUUUGCAAGAAUUACAACAUGGACCAUGGAACAAGAACCAAAAACAUUGAGUGGUGGUGAUGUGUGUGCUGUGUUUACACUCAAUGACAAUGAGGAAACAAGAAAGAUGUGGAACCAUGGGUUCAAGGUGACUUACACCCUAACACUGAAGGAAACAGAGUUUGUCAGUGAUUUUGUUGUGAACAACACAGGUGAAGACCCAUUUAGUUUCACAGCCUUGUUACAUACCUAUCUCAGUGUUAGUGAUGUCACAAAGACAACUGUCAGUGGUCUGAAGGGACUCAAGUAUGUUGAUAAGGUGAGGGAUGGACAGACUUUCACUGAAGAUAGAGAGUUGGUCAGCUUGUCAGAGAAUUACGAUAGGGUGUACAUGGACACUCCAUCAGGUCACAUUGUCCACAAUGUCACUACGGGUAAAACUGUCAUCAUAAAGAAAACCAAUUUGCCAGACACUGUUGUUUGGAACCCAUGGGAGGAGAAAGCCAAGGCAAUGGGGGACUUUGGGGACGAUGAAUACCCCAAGAUGCUGUGUGUUGAAGCCGGUCAUGUGUCAUCCCCUGUGACCCUUGACCCCGGAGCAUCAUUCAUCGCGGGUCAAGUCAUCGUUGCAAAAUGACUACGCCUACCAGCGAACAAAAUCAUGCACCGUCUAUGAAAUUGUUUAAGUGUAUCAUGUACACUUCCUGAAUCUUAUUAUGGGUACAAUAUUAGUAAAAAAGAUUUUCUAUUUUUCUAUUUAAGAAAAUGUUUCAGAUUAUUAAGAGAAUAUUUACAAUCUUAUUUGAGUUGGGUUUAUAAUGAAAUGUUAAACAUUUCAUGAGAUGUUUAGAGUACCUUCCAUAUAACUUUCCUGUCACAAUGCUUUACGGGUAACCAAGGGUUAACCUUUACUUUUCCACGAUAAGUUUUCUGGGUUCUUUUACUUGCACUAGCAAUCCUAGUUUAUAGGACCUAGGCUUCAUCCCCAUCUGCAGGGCAAAGCAAUAAUGGUAAAGUAUCUUGCUCAAGGACACAAGUGCAACAACUGGCUCUUGAACCCAUACUCAGAUGAUGAUCGGAAACACCGGAGCUUUUUACUCUGAAAUAUUUAGUGCAGAAAAUCAAUUCUGCAGGAAUUCAAUAGACCGAUCCAGUAGGCUCCGCCCACGUCGCACGUGUGAGCAAGAACACGUGGGGCUCUCCAAUGCCAAGA
Molecule: messenger RNA, 1566 nt
Organism: Asterias rubens (European starfish)
Lineage: Eukaryota; Metazoa; Echinodermata; Asteroidea; Forcipulatida; Asteriidae
Product: putative glucose-6-phosphate 1-epimerase
Exons: 10
Coding region: 163-990 (275 amino acids)
Biological process (GO): carbohydrate metabolic process
Molecular function (GO): isomerase activity; carbohydrate binding
Source: RefSeq, a predicted model, not a curated record